AUGAUUUCUCAACUUUUAUUGUCAUUUUCUCUUCUGACAACAUCAUUCUGUCACACAUCAAAUAAAAUCCUUGGUGGACAUAAAAUCAGCAUUGCGGAAGUGCCUUAUCAAGUAGCGACUUUUUGGAAUUCACGCCAGUCGUGUGGUGGAUCAUUGAUUUCAAAGGAAUUUGUUUUAUCAGCAGCACAUUGUUUUGAUGAACAUGUUCCUGAUAAAAUCUUAACAGUUAGAGUUGGAACAAGCACGCCAAAAGAUGGUAGUGGAAUGUCAAUCAAUGUUAAAUACAUUUAUAAUCAUCCAAUGUAUGAUACUAUAUCUAAUGACUAUGAUUUUUCAUUACUAAGACUUUAUGAAGUGAAAAGUUUUCCUUCAGUUGUAAAAUUUGCAAAAUUGCCAACAGUUUAUGAUCAAUUGAAUGAAGGAGAUGAUGUUUUUAUCAGUGGCUGGGGGAGGACUGAGUUUGGAAAAACUUCUGAUGUGCUACUUCGUGCUAUGGUUCAAGUUCAAAGUACUGAGAGCUGUUCUAAAGAUUAUCAAAACAUGUUUGUAAUAACUGAAAGAAUGAUAUGCGCCAGAAGAAUUGGGGGAAAAGUUGAUGCUUGUCAAGGCGACAGUGGUGGACCAUUAGUUCGUAAAUCUGAUGGCAUAUUAUUUGGAAUAACAAGUUUCGGAUGUAGUUGUGGUGAUCCUCGUUAUGCAGGAGUAUACGCCAACGUUUCCUCUGCUCUUGAAUGGAUUUAUGAAACUAUAAGCUCCGAUUCUGGCAUUGCGAAUGAUCAAGAACCAAACCAGUGUCAAUAUAACUUUACACUACCACAGCACUUAGUUUAA
This is a messenger RNA of Chironomus riparius, 831 nucleotides long. NCBI's taxonomy places the organism in Eukaryota, Metazoa, Arthropoda, Insecta, Diptera, Chironomidae. The record is from the annotation of a GenBank genome assembly.